Eurypyga helias (sunbittern) is the source of this 1187-nucleotide messenger RNA. It is a transcript of the gene RGMA, whose product is annotated as repulsive guidance molecule family member a. The annotation marks the transcript as partial. The transcript has 3 exons. NCBI's taxonomy places the organism in Eukaryota, Metazoa, Chordata, Aves, Eurypygiformes, Eurypygidae. Gene Ontology annotation, biological process: BMP signaling pathway. Gene Ontology annotation, cellular component: plasma membrane. Gene Ontology annotation, molecular function: coreceptor activity. The record is from RefSeq and is a predicted model, not a curated record.
UGACGUCUCCAUGCAAGAUCCUCAAGUGCAACUCUGAGUUCUGGGCGGCCACAUCGGGCUCCCACCACCUGGGCACGGAGGAAGCGCCCGAAUUCUGCACGGCGCUGCGCGCCUACGCGCACUGCACCCGCCGCACCGCCCGCACUUGCAGGGGCGACCUGGCCUAUCACUCCGCCGUGCAUGGCAUAGACGAUCUCAUGGUGCAACACAACUGCUCCAAGGAUGGCCAACUUUUCUGCUUCAGAGGGAGUGUUUUAAAUAAGGCUAGUGACAAAUUUGUGAGCUGUAGUUCUUGCGUCUUGUCACAGUUCAGCAGCUACACCCACUGUGGGCUCUUCGGGGAUCCCCACUUCAGGACUUUCACAGACACUUUCCAAACCUGCAAGGUGCAAGGGGCUUGGCCGCUCAUAGACAAUAACUACCUGAACGUCCAGGUCACCAACACACCGGUGCUGCCUGGCUCCGCCGCCACCGCCACCAGCAAGCUCACCAUCAUCUUCAAGAGCUUCCAGGAGUGCGUGGACCAGAAAGUGUACCAGGCAGAGAUGGACGAGCUUCCCGCUGCCUUUGCCGAUGGCUCCAAGAACGGCGGGGACAAGCACGGAGCCAACAGCCUGAAGAUCACCGAGAAGGUGUCGGGCCAACACAUCGAGAUCCAGGCGAAGUACAUCGGCACCACCAUCGUGGUGAGGCAGGUGGGCCGCUACCUCACCUUCGCUGUGCGCAUGCCAGAGGAGGUGGUCAACGCCGUGGAGGACCGGGACAGUCAGGGCCUCUACCUCUGCCUCCGUGGUUGUCCGCUCAACCAACAGAUUGACUUUCAGACCAUCCGCUCGGCUCAGGGCACAGAGGGUCGUGCUCGUCGGAAGGGGCCCAGCCUGCCAGCCCCCCCUGAGGCCUUCACGUACGAAACGGCCACAGCCAAAUGCAGGGAAAAGCUGCCUGUGGAGGACCUCUACUUCCAGUCCUGCGUCUUUGACCUCCUCACCACGGGGGACGUCAACUUCAUGCUGGCUGCUUACUACGCGUUUGAGGACGUGAAGAUGCUUCACUCCAACAAAGACAAGCUGCACCUCUACGAAAGGACACGGGACAUCGUCGCGGGCAACACGGCUCCCUCGGGGACCCUCCCCACCCUCUGGGUAGCACUGCUGUGUUUGAGUCAGUGUUGGUUGUGCUUGUUGUAG